AUGGACGUGAGAAUCGGCUACCGAAAAAUCGACGGAUUCCUCGUUGUCUGUCUACAUGCCACAUCCACACUUUCAGUGUUCGCAUAUAAAUCCAAAUGGUGGCAAGUAAUCGUGCGUCAACCGGAAUUGGACACCUUGGCUGGUCGAAUCAAAUCGACCGCAGAUCAAUACGUGAACAAGUUAUUCGACGCAUUGGCUAAUCAGGAAGAGGAAAAAGUGUUCUCGGUGCGGGACGAAACGUCCGGAUCGAUAAAGCUCACGUGGUCUAAGGAAGCUAAAAAGGGAAUGCAGAUCAAUUUCGGGAGCUUUGCUCUCGACCCGGUCAAUACCACGGAGGGAAAGGGAUCGAAAGAAUUAGAUCAACUUUUAAGCCAAAUUCUUGGCCAAUGGGGUGCAUUUCAGUCACGUUGUCAAGAGUUAGAACUAGAUAACAAAAGACUGCAUGAACUUGGCUCGGAAGCUGUCGAGAGGUAUGAAAAACUGGUUUCUGAGAUGCAAAAACGGGAGUUUGCUAUUCUGAACAACUGCGCUCAACUGUUGAAUGAAAAGAAGCGAAAAAUCAACUCGUUGAUGACAAGUUGUGAAAAGAUUGAUAUGAACGGAAAGCGCGUAUCUCGGGAAACUGUGGUGACCAACGUCAGCGGAGAAUCAGCUUCUUCCUCGCACAGUGAUACUGAGAAAUCUGUGGCAUUGGAUGAUGAUGAUAAUGACAGUGGAAAAGAAGAAGCAUACGAGGGAAAUGUAGAUGAAGACGAAGAGGAUGAUCUACUUCCCAAAGUCCGAAGAACACAAAAGUUGUUCUCUGCAAGAAAAUCGCGUGGGUCUUCAGUCACUUCCAGGUAA
Echinostoma caproni is the source of this 843-nucleotide messenger RNA. The record is from the annotation of a GenBank genome assembly. Lineage: Eukaryota; Metazoa; Platyhelminthes; Trematoda; Plagiorchiida; Echinostomatidae.